AUGAGACUCGUCAGCGAUAAAGAUCAAGAAGACGCAAGCAACUAUGCCAUGAAGGGCUUUGCCGUUGGUGCAGCACAAUGGGCUGGUGUUGGUCUCUUUGCUUCGGCACUCGCAUACUCGUUCUUCCCUUGGUACCGACGCACACAAACUGUUAACAAGUUCUAUAUCGUCAUGUGUUUUGGCUUGGGUGGUGGUGCUUACAAGUCGGAUCGAUACAUGGUCAACUUUGAGCGACGUGGACGUGCACAGAUGCUGGAUGAAACCACACGACAGCGAUAUGAGAUUAUUUAUGGUGGCAAAAAGGACGAGAACUUACCCGCACCAGCAGCAGAGCAGGAGGCAAAGCAAUAA
Messenger RNA from Zychaea mexicana, 351 nucleotides. RefSeq lists its product as uncharacterized. NCBI's taxonomy places the organism in Eukaryota, Fungi, Mucoromycota, Mucoromycetes, Mucorales, Lichtheimiaceae. Bases 1 to 351 code for a protein of 116 amino acids. The record is from RefSeq and is a predicted model, not a curated record. The transcript has 2 exons.